Molecule: messenger RNA, 10921 nt
Organism: Chlamydomonas reinhardtii
Lineage: Eukaryota; Viridiplantae; Chlorophyta; Chlorophyceae; Chlamydomonadales; Chlamydomonadaceae
Exons: 58
Coding region: 421-9417 (2998 amino acids)
Source: RefSeq, a predicted model, not a curated record
CUUCCAGCGCCGCUGUCGGCUGCAACCCGUGCAACGCGCUCGCGCACGUACUCAACACGCGUUUCCUGUGGCAUCACACCAUUACCGGUAUUGAUAUCGUCAUCCUAUGCUACGUUAGGGGCAGCACGACUCCACUGGUGCACUUUCUGUGUACACAACCGAUGUACCAUGCCUUACCGCGCCGGGACGCCAGACUCGUCAUAGAACGAAGCCAGGCCGAUAUAGCCAAAUAGAAAUUAUGUUUUCAUACGUAUUACAUCACCUGUAAGCCCUGCAGGCUUACACGGCAGCACACUUUGAGAAACGCUUGCGCAGCGACGCCCAGUAUCGCGGCCGAUUGGAGGUGUCGUCAACUGAGGCUAACAUGAGACGGCUACUUAGCAGCUUCAACCUCUAAACACAGAUCAACCAGUCAGCGAAAUGGCAUUUGCUGCGCGCGCUGAGUCUGUGGCGAGUAGUGGAGCUGGGCCAGGGCUUCCCGACUUGCCUAUCAAGACUGGGCUUUUGGGUGACAACGAGAACCAAGGCGAAGAUGACCUAUUGCAGGGUUCGUCGCUUGAAGGGGGCAUCUUCGGAGUACUCUUCACCCUCAGCCAGGAGAAGAACACAACACAUAUCCGCUACCAGUGGAUCCUUCUCAAGAUCCUGCUGGAUGCCUGGCAGCUGUUCACGACAAUCCUGAAUCCAGAGAUGGGCUGGGCCAUCAACACAGACGGCCUGGGCUGGAAGGCCGUGUCAGUGCUCAGCUUCGGCUGGCUGGCAGACCUGGGCUACGCCUGGUACCUGGGUGUGCUGUACACCAUGGCAGGACUGCUGGCAGCCAACCUGGCGCUGUGCGUGUGGGUGGCGUGGAGCUUCAAGGAGCAGAAGUUCGACUACGUGUGGCCCAUCAAGGUGGUCCGGACCUUUUCGUACGUGUUCCUGCAAGUGUUCGACAUCACCAGUCUAAACUUCCUGCAGCUGGGCAUCUCCUGCAACUACCUGGGACCCACAUCGCCGCGCCUGCACAUGGACCUGUUCCCGGAAUACAGCUGCUCUGAGACGCCUCAGAUCGUCCAGGUCAUUGUCAGCGGCAUCCUGCUGCUGGUGUUCAUCAGCGUUGCCAUGCUGCUUAACAUGAGCGAGGUUGAGGUGAACCCCACCAGCAAGUCGCCUCAGGCCUUGGGCCACAGCGGCGCCGAGGUCCGCGCCUUUGGCAUCAAGGCUCUGAUGACGCUGGUGGGAGUGUUCCUGGGCUAUCCCAAACUGGCCGCCGCCGCCUACCUGGCUCUGGCGGUGUGGCUGGCGUGGCAGUACCUGCGCUGGACGCCCCAUCUGGUGGAGUGGGUCAACUACCUCAAGGGCGGCGUGGCGGUGGCCAUGGUGGGCGUGGCGGGGCUGCAGGUCGGAGUGGUGGCCACAACAAACGCACAGGUGCGCCAGGCUCUCACCACCGCCAUGGCCAUCAGCCUGGGGCCGUUGUUCCUGUUGGGUGCCGCCGCCACCUGGGCCCGCACCCGCUACUUCACUCGCGCGGUGCUCAAGGCGUUCGACUGCGCCAUCGCAUCAGGCGACGAGACAGCACUGGCGUGGGCCUGGGCGUAUGUGAUUGGUGCCGCGGGUGGCGGCGUCGUGGGAGAGCGCAACACAAAUGAGCAGGCCUGGGACCCGGAGGUGCUGGAGCCGAGGGACGUGUACCAUUUCAAUGACCCCAAGGAUGUGGAGGUGGCGGCCCGCUCCGCACGCAAGUGGGCGGACUUGUACACGCUGGACAAGGCGGCGGUGCGCCGCGCGGAGGAGAUCAUCAAGGCCGGCUCGGCGCUUUUUCCCGACAGCGCCUACAUCGCGCUGCUGCACGCCAAUUUCAUGCUGGACGCGCUGGGCUUCAGCCAGACCGGCGCCAAGCAACUGGAGGUGGCGAGGAAGAUGAACCCGGGGCUCCUGUGCAGGUUCAUCCUGUUUGUACGGCAGCAGCAGGCCACCCAGAAGGCCGCGAGCAGCACCGUGGGCAAGGGCGGCAGCAUGGACCUGCUGGGCUAUGUGGAGUACCAGCGCAAGCAGCGCAUGGUGCUGCGCCACCACAAGGACGCCCUGCAGGCCAUGGCCAACUUCUGGCGCAUCCUGGGCUCCAACACCGUGUCCUUCUCCUCGCUGAGCAAGUCCCUGGAGGAGAUCGACAGCUCCGUGUCCCAGGCCGAGACCGCCUACCGCGUGGUUCUGGAGCUCUACAACAACUCGCCGCGGCUGGUGCGACUGUACGCGCGCUUCCUGGAGACCAUCAAGCAGGACCCCUGGGGCGCCGCCGAGUACAGCGCCGCCGCCGACCGCCUGGAGCAGAACAAGGACGAGGAGGGGCAGGGGCCCACGCUGCCGGAUGGAACGCCCAUGAGCCGAAUGGAUGACGUGGAGAAGGGCGUGCUGGUGGUUAACGCUUUCGGAGACAUCCAGGUCGCCAACAAGAAACUGCACUCCAUGUUCGGAUACCGCAAGGGCGAGCUGGACGGCAAGAACGUGUGCGCCAUUAUGCCGCCGCACGAGGCCAAGCGCCACCCCGCCAUCCUGAGGCGCUACAUCGACAGCGGCGACAAGGCACUGCCCUAUUUCAAGCACCCCGUGCUGGGCAUGCACCGGGAGCGCGUGUGCUUCACCGUGCGCAUUAGCGUCAGCCGCGCGUCAGGCAUGGGCGAGGACAGUGUUUUCAUAGGCCUGUUGGAGCCGGUGCCCACCGAGACCGGCUGCGGCCGUGUGUGGGUGACGGCGGAGGGAAUCAUCGUGUGCUGCGACCCCGGCUUCGUCACCUGCUUCGGCUACCGGCCCGAUGACGUGAUCGGCAGCCAGCUGGAAGCGCUCAUUCGCAGCGGCGUAAUGGCCGUGGGCGGCGUCAGCAGCACCGGCUUGGCAGCCGGCGGCGACGGCGCACGCUGCCCCGUGGUGCACGGCCGCGGGCCGCCAGGCAGUGGCGACGACACCGGCAGCGGGGAGGAGGAGCCGCCCGAGGGCAUUGCGGGAGCUUUCACGAGCCAGGGCGGCGGCGGCGGGGGGCUAGGUGGAGGCGGGGGCAGGAGGAGGAGUCUGGAUGUGUGGGCGGCCAGCAAGGCCAAUCAGGAUAACCACGAGCUGGUGCAGAGGAUGCUGGCGACUGCCUCGGGCCCGCACGCCGCCGCGGCCGCCGCCACCGGCUGCUCCCUCGCCACCGGCGCCGCGGGCCUCAUUGAGGACACUGAGCCUCGGGCAAAGAAGGCGGCGGCUGACGGCGGACGAGCCUCCCACGACUCGGCGGCGGCGGCGGCGGAGAAGGACGGCGCGGCGCGGCGCGCGUCCGUGGACUUGGCGACACAGAACCAGCGCACAUCGGCGCUGCCGCCUGUGGUCACCUAUGCGCGCGUGCGUCACAAGUACGACUUUGCAAAGGACUGCAGUGUGCAGGUCUUCAAUGACAAGACCAAGUCGACCAUCUACGAGGUGCAGAUUAAACUCAUGUCCGACGAGCCGCAGCUGCUCAUGGUGGUGGAGCGCAAAGGCGUCAUUCGCCACAUGAGCGGCGACCUGGCAAAAGUGCUGGGUGUCUCCCAGAGCGCGACCGGAGGCGGCGACGGCAAGGGUGGCAAGGGCGACAAGGGGGCCGGUGCCGGCAGCAUCGCGGGCGGCGACGGCAGCAUGCGGAAGCAGACGCAGGCAGAUGAUCAGGUGAUGCUGGAGCUGACUAGCGAGGCGCCUCAGCGCUCCCUGGAGGAGUUCCUGCCCGCGCCCUGGAGGCACAUGCACCAGAAGUGGCUCAAGCACGCCACCACCCCCAGCGGCGCAAUCCUGUCCGGCGCGUGGGGCUGCCGAUUUGCUACUGCCGAUGCUGGCAACAGCAGCAGCGCCGGCGCUACAGCCGGCGGCGGGGCUGCCGGGGCUCAGCGGGGCAUCAGCAGCAGCAGCGGCAUGGCACCGGGUGGCAGCUGCCCAGCCGGCGGUGGUGGCGGCCCUCUACAGGCGUCGGGCAGCCGCAGCUUGGCUCUGGGGCCCACCAUGAAGCUGGUGGGCACGCACGGCCGACCGGUGUUCGUGCACGUGGGGGUGGUGUCGCGGGAGGUCAGCGGCGGAGGCGACGCGCUGCACGUGGUGCGCAUGAGCAGGUCGUCUUUGGAGACGGCGAUGGCGGAGCGCCGUGUGCGCAUGCGGCUUUCGGAGAAGGGCCAGGUGCUCGCGCUGGUCGACAGCGAGGGGCGCGAGGUGAUGGUGGCGGACGAUGACGAGGACGAGCAGGACGGCGUGCGGUGCACCAACACCGGCAGCAAGCAGCCGCGCCGUCGCGGCGCCGAGGCCGCCUGGAGCACCGCAGUCACGGACCUGUUUGAAUUCCCGUCAGAGCAGCUUCUGGGCUGCCGCAUCUGGGACUUCCUCUCCCUGCCCAACACCCGCGGCGGCUCAACCGGAGCCCACAACGCCGCUAGCAGCGGAGCAAACGCCGCCGCCGGCGUCGCACCCGGUAAUGGCCACAACCAUGAAAUCUAUCACUCCAGCUCCAGCCUACUGAAGCGGGACCUGCUGACGGAGGCCUCAGAGAUAAUGAGCUCUGGCGGAGGCCGCGGCUUUGGCGGCGGCACCGGGGGAGCUGACGUCGGAGGCGCACUGUCUUUCCGCGAGUCCACAAUGGAUGGCGGCGGCGCGGCGGCGGCUGCAGCGGCGGCGAGCGGGCGUGGAGGUGGAGGCAGCGCGGCGGUGGGAGUGAGCAGUCGUUUCACGCUGCCGCUGAGCUCAGGCACGGACACUGGCGGCGAUCCGGAGGGCCGUGCGGUUUGCGGCGGUGGUGGCGGUGGCGGAGGAGGGAGCGGAGGAGCAGGUGGUGGCGGGGAGCUGAACCUGCGCUCCUUUGACACGAUGGUUACCAGUUCAAUGCAGACGCCCGGCAUCAGCUGGCGCUGUGACAUCCUGCCCCCCUCCGCCGCCAUCGAGGCGGCGGCCAUGGGCAAUCCCGCCCGCGCGGCAGCACUGCUCAUGCGCCGCACCAAGCAGGCUGUGCUACGGCUGGAUGUGGCGCUGCCGCCGCCCGGCGCGCGCGGCGUGGCCCCCGGCGAGCUGGUAAUCCACGCCGAGGUGUGGGCUGCCAAGGCCGUGACGGGUGUCCUGGAGCUGGACGGGCAGGGGCGUGUCAGCUCCGUGUCCGAGGAGGACCUGCGACCCGCGGGCUUGUUGUUCGGUCUGCCGCGGGAGGAGCUCAUCGGCGCGAGUCUCGGGCAGCUGCUGCGCCUGGGCGCGGGUCAGAGCGCGCCCGGGCUGCUGACGGACAGCGGCGUUGUGAAGAAGAGCAACCUCAAGAGCGACAACCAGCGGACUGCGCCAAAGGACAAGGGAAGCAAUAUCAAGGUCGGCCCGGUCCACAAGAUGGAGGGGUGCCACCGCGACAACAAACCCAUGGGUCUGGCGGUGCAGGUGGUCGGCAAGCCCGGCCCAGGCAACCCCCUCACCAUGGUGCUGCGCUUGCUGCCUGGCCCGCCAGUGGCGCGCAUGCCGCCUCCAGCCGCACCCAUGCCGCGUGUGUCAAUGGCGAACAGCGGCAUCGUGGCCGCGCCUGGUGGCGAGGCCGCGGGCGGUGGCUGCAUCAAGAGCCGCAUCGGGCUGCUGGAGGAGGCAACUACAAACGCGCGCGGUGGCCUGGGCGCGGGUGGCGUGGGCGGCGAGAGCGCGAGGGUGCGCGCGGCGCUGCAGAAACUGCCGCGUGGGGACGAGGACGACAAGGAUGAGGAUGACGAGGAUCAGCCCACUCGCGGCCUUGCGGCAGGCGGGGGCAAAGGUGGCAAAGGACCCAGCAAGUUCUCUGCACUCGCGCUCAAGGGAGCACUGGAUGGCGGCCCUGCGAAUGGCUCGCUCCGCGUCCGUACACCUGACAAGGACAGUGGUGGCUUGCCGGCAUCCAACUCGCUGGGUGCCAGUGUGGCAUGUGUCAUUCACGGGACCAGGGGCAGCCCACCAGCGGGAGGAGGCAGGCCUGGCGCUGCCAAGGGCCACCAUGCGGAUGCUUCCCACGCAGAGUUAGUUCCUGGUGCCGCUGGGGCUGAGGAGGAGGGCGCCGAGGGUCGCAUCAGUGGCAAUGGCAGCGGCAGUGGUGGCUCGUCAGCAACGCCACCCAAGCCUGCAUCACCGCCAACUGCUGGACACAGCCGCCUGGCUGCGGCAUCAGCAGCAGUCCGCAGCCCACGUGCGGGUGCCGCACUGGACGGUGGCAGUGCUGCUGCUGUCAACACUGCUGAGGAGGAGGGCUCGGGUGAGGAUGUGCUGCCUGGAGAGAAGCUGGAUGCAGCCAGUGUGUCAUCGGAGGAGGAGGACACACAUGAUGCUGCUGACCCAGCCAAGGCGCAGCAGCGUGGCCUGGAGGCCAUCAACAAGUGGGUGGUCACCAAUGGAGAGUUCUACCAGAACAAGACACAGAGUGUGGCAGGAACCAGCCAUGCCGGUGAGGCUGAGACCAAUGAUGAUGAUGAUGAUGAUAUUGAUGGCGCCACCAGCUAUGCCAGCACCAGCCGUUUGAACAGCCGGAACCUGGACGGUGUGGGAUCACCGCUGUGGAAGGGCUUUGUGGAGGCGGCUGCGGCUGUGGCGGCUGAAGAGGGGCGUGGCGGGACAGCGGCACCUGUUACAGCCAUUGCAGACGACCAGCGGAGUGAGGGUGGUGACAGCGCCAUGAGUGGCAUGAGCGGCAUGAGUGGUGUUUCAGACGCCAACACACCAGCUGACUUCAAACGUGGCAAGCGUUACCGCAAGCUGGUCAAGCUCAUGGACUCACCCCAGGCUCAGAGUGCUGUGAACACUUUCAAGACGUACAGCGGGUUGACAGUUCUCAUUGCCGGCGCCAUCCACGUGGUGUGCUUUGCGCUGAUCAUCACCGCAAUCCAGAAGCAGGAACAUGCCAUGACUGACAUGCACGAGGCGGGCGGGUCACAGCGCUUCUUGCAGCGGGCACUGGUGUCGGUCCGUGCGCUGGACAAUGCAUAUAAGGGACUGGGCAACAAUCUCACCUACAACUCAUCACAUGUGGAGUUCUUUGCAAAUGACAUCAUCAGCUACGCAACCCAGUACCGGGACGCCAACAGCCAAGUGCUGAUGAGUGCCCCCAACAGCAACAUUGAAAAGUUGUACUACAACAAGGAGGUGCCAGUCUGGUAUGGCACGGAUCCAGCAACUGGGCUCUGGUACCAGGCCAACAUGACACUUUGGGACCUGGUGACACGGGUGUACACAUCUGCCAAAGACAUCUAUCAGAACCACAUGCAGUGGAAUGCCACAAGCAUCACAGACGUGGCAGGGUCUGAGCCUGGCUCUUUCCUAAUGCGCAGCGGGCAAGAGUUGAUUGGUAGCACACGUGAGGUGCUGGACGCGCUUCUUGAUGACGCGGUGCAUCACACCAACCUCGUCAACCUGCUGCAGCUUCUGUUCCUCCUGAUUGAGGGCUGCCUGGUCAGUAGCUGUGUGGCGCUGGCGCUUAUGUACCUGCUCCGCAUGGCAUGCGAUCAGCGCUACAAGCUGUACGAGACCUUCCUCACCAUACCAGUGGGCCUGACACGCGCGCUGGCCUCCCAGACCACACACCUCCUGGACAAUGAUGAGUCCGAUGACGAGCUGGAUGAUGAGACCGGCAGUCACCACGAGGGCGAGGACGCCGGCAACAGCACCCUGGUUGCCGGAGAGAAGGGCGCAGCAGGCGGUGGCAAGACCGGGGGCGGCAAGCGCAAGGCUGUUUUUGAUGCGCCUGACUCCGACAAGGCAGGCAACAAGGGCGGCAAGGGCUCAGUGGACAUGCCUCUGUCACCAACACACACCAAGGUACACGUGAUUGGCGGUGGCGGCGGUGGGCGCCGCACGUCCCUUGACAUGGCCGAUGGAGGCGGCGGUGGCGGAGGCGGACGCAGCAAGGUUGCCGGGGAGGGCGGUGGCGGCCGGAGCAAGCCGGCGGCGGGAUGGAUGCCGGGUUACAUGACGGGUGCAGGCGGCGGCGUGGCGGCACCCGUGUACCCGCCAGCUGCUGCUGCUGGUAACCGUGGCACGGCUGGCUCAGGCGACGACGUGGGCGGAGUGGACCCUGGCCAGCACGUGGGUCUGCUGGCCCGUAUCUCGUCAAAGAUCUGGCGCUCCAAUGCGGUGCACCCAGCAAACAGCGGCGCCGCGGCGGCCCUUGCGGCAGCCAACGCGCCCACGCGCCGCGCACUGAAGCGCAACAGCCGAGUCAUAUACGGCAUGUGGGCCAUCGUUCUCUGCUACUCGUUCCUGAUUAUCCUGUUCUACUCGAUCAGCUACGCUCUGCUGCUCUCGGUGCAGAGCCUGGUGGCGAUGCAGGCCGUGUCGGACCACGCAGUGGAGAGGGGCUACCGUGCGGUGUUCUACACGCAGGAGCUGGUGUCUGAGACAAACGUCGCCAUGAUCCCUGAUCGCGCGGCUCAGCUUGAGAACGCCACGGCUGCGCUGAAGGACGCCUAUUACACCCUGCGCAUGGGCAAUCAGGCGUAUCAGGUGCUAGGCUCGGGCGCAGAGCAGUUCCCCAAGGUCUCGGGCGGCGGCCUCAGCAAGGAAAGCCCCGCCAUGUUCCGCCUGUUCUAUAACGAUGGGGACUGCCUGCGACUGCCCGAGCACCAGCCCUGCCCCGACUCCGCCUGGCGUUUCUUCCAGAUCACUCGCACGGGUGUGGACGGCAUGAUGACCCGACUGCUCAAAGAGCUGACGUGGCUGGCCGGUGAGGCGCGCGUGGCGGCGGCCGGCGGCUCCGCUGUGGUGGGGGCGCUGCCCGACCUGCUCGCCUCGCCGCGCUGGGACUUCAUUUACAACGUGGGAACCAUGGACCUGAACGACGGGCUGAUGCAGGUGGAGGACACCCACCUGGAAAACGUGGAGCGGGUGAUGGGCGUGCUUGUGGUGUUGCACGUGGUGCUGUUCCUGCUACUGGUGGCGGUGUUCGGAUGCUUCCUGCUGCUGCUGUUCCUGCCGCUACUCAACCGCAUGAACAAGGAGAAACGCCGCAUUGCAGAAAUGAUGAGUCAGCUUCCCAACGAGCUUGACGUCAUGCGGCUUGUGAGCCACGCGCUCGUGGGCGCCGCGGCUACAGACAAGAACAUGCCCGGUGGUGCCGGCCGCAAGGGCCACCGUCGCGCGAUUGAGGUGCCGCGCCGCGGCGCCGCGGAGGCGGCACGACUGUUGGGGGCAGUGGUGCCCGCAGCAGCAGGUGGUGCGGGCACGGCCGGCGCCAAUCCGAACAGCACUGGCGGCAACAUUCCUCAGGUCGCAGGCGAGGGAGCAGCGCCUGGAGAGGCUGCGGUCAACGGCGGCAGCAAGGCAUAUAACAGCUGGAAGGAGAUUUUGAACAGGGCCACCAGUGUCAAUGCGGCAGCCAAUGCGGCGGGGAGCACCGCCGGGCAGCUGCCUGUCAGCGCAUCUGCGCGUCACCUGAGCGGCAAGCUCGGCUAAACAUCUACGGCAUCAGGUGGCAAAAUAAAACCUGCUCACGCAGCCGCUGGCUGCGGCGCGCCGCCGGCUAGGGCGUCGACGUCCGAUUACACAGAAAACAGCUACAGCGACGGUCUGGUCUGGUCUGGUGCUGGUGGAACAGAGGGAGCGCCAGCCCGCGAGUACAUGGAGUGAAGCAUGCGCGGUGGUUGGUAACAUCGCAACAUACUUGCCUGUGUGCGCGAGGAUAAUUGGAAAAUUCAAUUUGUGCGAGUGGGUACAGUACAGCGUGGGGUGCGUAUGAGACAAGGCUGGCGGCUGGUGUGUGUUGUGAUUACAAGACGUGCAGCGUCAGCGCAUUGUUUGUUGAUCUGGGUUGGAGUCUGUUAUAAAGAGGCGUGAUCAUUUUUGCGCAUUGUAUGCUGUAUGCAUGCCAGCGUCGCACAAUGCGCAUACAUGGUUGCUGGAUUCGCUUCGUAUCCUGAGCUAAGGAUAUAAGCACUCACGGUCUGUGGCCGGCAUGGUUGCAUGUUUCUAAUUUCGGUGGACUUGCGAAGCCGCGGGAGUGUCACACAUUAGAAUUUGAAUUGGUUAGACCUAUUGAUCGCAAAUAGGCGGCGACGCAAACACUAUGUGUGCAUGCGCACUUGCAAUGCAUGCCACCACGUGCUCCGUUGAUUGAACGCAUGUCUCGAUGGAUUGCCUUACAACGAGAAGUAUUAUGGAUCGCCUGAGCCCGCGUUGCUGGGUUUCCGAUGCACGUGAAGAAAUUGUUUUGCAUGUUAGGGGCCAUGGGGACCGUGGCUGGGGUGGCAUCUGGGGUGUUUGGGUCAGUUGACUAUAUGAAUGCUUGCGAAUGCGUGAACAGCAGCGCUGCAGUGCGCAUGCUGUGCUGGACAACUGCGUGCGCUACUUAGUGCUACCGCGGUGAAAGACUUGAACAGUAUUAUCAGACAUUGCGUGUGUGUGUGCGGAGCUUUUGGCGCGCACUGACGUGUGUGUUCAUGUAGGGCGCCUACCUGCAUGCUGAGCUGUCUUCAACACGGAUCAGUAUUCAUACAUGGCUGGGUAUAGCCGAGUGAGGUAAACUUGGAUUAUUACGACGUAGCCCUUGCGAACCCGUACUAUCUUACAAGCUAUUUAGCAGCGGGCGGUGCCUGCACAAACCGACCCCGGCUAUGUCCGGGAGAUGAGGCAGACGCUGGCGGCCUCAGACGGGAGACGUGGCUGGGCGCAGCCACUUUUCCUUGGGAGGGAAAACCCACUAUCUUGUCCGCUCCCCCUCUUGGGAGGGAAAAUCACCAUCUACCGGCCUUGCACAGCGCCGCCCCAGGCCACAGGCCUGUAGCAACACCAGAUGUCAAGUUGGCUCCCGUCCCAAUCCUAAUGUCGUGGCAGCAGCAGGCUGGGUCACCUGGCAGCAGCACUCUCACUAUCUACCUCCAGCUCCCGCAACUACCCACGACACGCUCCAGUUUCAACACACGCCCCAUCCGAACGACGCACCAAUGCCUUGUCCCUUCUU